AAAAAUAUAGUCUCCAUUAUCAUAGUGAGACUUAAAUGAAGUGGGUGGUAUUAAAAGUGUAAUAUGAUCUCAUAAUGUGUAAAUUAAAUAUUCUAGUUUUAGUGUUAACCUCUUUAGGACUAUUAGGAUUGUGUAAUUCCACAAUCUUACAGCCAGGACAAUGUAAUACUAUAAGUGUUGAUAGUGAAUUUAAUAUUACUGAAUUUGCAGGACUAUGGGUGGAAACUCGGCGAACCGGCACCGUAGUGCAAGGCAGCGACUGUUCCACUGUCGAGGUGAAUGAGACGGAGACUGGCAUCUCCUUCAGGAACACAGCAGUGGAUAACAACUUUUUAGUUGUAACAGAAGGCAACGGAACAGAAGUUAAUGGAACAAUCACCUUGAACAUAAAUGGGGUGACGGAUUCUUUUGAGGUUCGAGCUCUUCUCGUCAGCUACAAUACGUACGCUCUUAUGUAUAACUGCGAAAAUGUUGGAGCCGACAAUAGACAGUUGACCGUUUACCUGCUCCAAAGAGAAGGUUCUCAACUCACGGAAAUGAUGACUGAACUGAUAAUCUUCACAUUGAAUAGCAACAUGGGUCUUUCUCUUGAUGAUUUGAGAUUGGUUGAUCAUUCUGAAGAGGCAUGCUAUCAACUCCCUGUGAUAUUACCAGGACAACCUGUUAUUUUAGACGGAUUAUGUGAUCCUAGUAUCCCUGCUGUUCCGGGAUUUCAAACCGCUGAUUUUAUCGGUGUUUGGCACGAAAUCGGCAGUUAUUAUUCAGAAAGUUCAGUGGGUACCUGCUCCCGGGCUGAAUACAGUUUGGGCGAUGGUGCACUCAAUGUGGUCAACAGUGAAGUAGUUAACGAGACUCUGUCUACUGUCACUGGCAAUGCAUCUGUUAUCAGUGCUGAUGGAAGCGGCAGACUAAGAGUUGUAUUAGAAAUUGCGCCUGGAGUGGCUGCGGAACAAGAACUGCUAAUUAUUGGAACAGAUUACAUCAGUUUCGCCGUUUCAUACUCUUGUGUUAAUUUGACGGAUACCAAUCAAAGACGAGUUUUUAGUUGGAUCCUGAGUAGAGCUCCGCAGUUGACGAGUGUUACUCAAAAUUUAAUAGAUGAAACUCUUCACUCCCAAAUGGAUCUGAACCAGAGGUACUAUCGAAACACCCCGAGGAGUGAUGAAGAUUGCUUCUAUUUCCCGGACGCCAAUGGGCAACCAGUAAUCUUUAGGGGGCAAUGUGAUCAAACUAUUCCUGUUAUGGCUAAUUUUAAUGCGUCUGAUUACCUCGGAACUUGGCACAGCAUCGAAUCUUAUCCGUCGCAGUUUGUAUUCGGUUCUUGUGUAAAUGCCAUCUACUCUCUUCGAGACGAUGGUGACAUGAACGUCAUUAACACUCAGGUCUUUGGAGAAAGACUCCUCACCAUAGAAGGAGUAGCUGUCGUGGCUAAUGCUUCUGAACCUGCCAAAUUGAGAGUAACAUUCCCUAUUGAAGGAACAAAUUUGACAACUACUUCUGAUUACUGGGUUUUAGAUACAGAUUAUUCAACAUACUCUUUAGUGUACACAUGCGUGGACCUUGAAAAUAAUGAGAGAGCGGUCACCAGUUGGAAACUCAGUAGGACUAAGUCUCUCAACUCGACAGUACUGACGAUUAUGGACGAAAUCAUCGACACUAUACCAGUGCUCAACAACAGCUACUAUCAGCAAGAAGAUCAAACUGUUCCUGGUUGUUUCUAUUACCCUGACCCGGUUCCUGGGCAAAUUGUCAUUUUCCCGGGACAAUGUGAGGAUAUUGCAACGGUCGACAAUUUUAAUUUGACUGCGUUCGCUGGGACCUGGAUCGAAAUGGCAGCAUACCCGAACGAUCAGCAAGAUGGACAGUGUAUAAGCCACGAAUACGAAGUCACGGGAGACAACACUUUAAGUAUUCAGUCAUCAGAAAUUGUCAACCAGUUUCUGGAGAUAACGAAUGGUAAUGUUACUUCUGAAGGUGUUAAUAGCGCGCGCCUUACUGUUAAUAUUACUACUGAUGAUGGCAAUGUGAUAUCCUUUCCUUUUUGGAUUGUCGACACGGACUAUGAAAACUACGCACUUGCGUACAGUUGCGUUAAUAGAGGGAAUGAUAUGAGAGCAGUUUACGGUUGGAAACUCAGCAGAACCUACAAUCUCAGUAAUGAAUCAAAUGACGCCAUCGAUGAUGCUAUGGCACCCAUUAAUGUCCUGAACAACACUUACUUUGAACCCGUAGACCAAUCCCUUGACGCAUGCUUCUAUCUUCCCGAUUUGGCUCCCGGAGAACCCGUGAUCCUUGUUGGGCAAUGCGAUCCUGAUAUACCUAUAAUACUAAAUUUCCAACCCGAUUUGUACACUGGUACAUGGAGAUUAUUAUCGUCUUACCCUGCUGAAUUCCAAGACGGAACUUGCCAAGAUGCCACAUACAGUCUUCUUGAUAAUGGUACAGUCGAGGUCUACAACACUCAGGUCGUGAAUGAAACCUUGGAUACAAUUACUGGAUCGGCAGUACUGGCUUCGGAAAAUGGAACUGGACUGUUGCUUGUUUCUUUCCCUGGCUCGCCAGAACAAUCAGAAUACUGGAUUAUUGAUACCGACUACACUUCAUAUUCUCUGGUCUAUUCCUGUGUAAACAUCAAUGAUAGAGAACGUCGAAUCUACAGUUGGAUCCUAAGCCGCAACGAGACCUUACCUGACGAAUCUCUUGAUAUCAUAAACGGUUACAUUAACGACAUAACAGUUCUCAACAACAGGUUUUAUCAAUUGGUCAGUAGGACUGAUGAUGCAUGCUUCUACUAUCCGGAACCGAAUGAUGAUCCAGUGGUUUUCAGGGGACAAUGUAACCAAAAUAUAACUGUUGUACAAAAUUUCAAUGCAACUGCUUAUCUUGGUUUAUGGCACAGUAUAGAGUCAUACCCCACAGUUUCCCAACUGGGCACUUGCAACAAUGCGUAUUACUCAGCAGGCGAUGAUGGAGUAAUCAAUGUCUUAAGCACAGAAGUUAGGAACCAAACCCUUAGCAGUGUAGAUGGCAUAGCAUACGUCUCCGAUGAUGAUCCAGCCAAGCUUAUUGUUUCAUUCCCAAGUGUGAAUAAUGAAACUAUAGACUACUGGAUUUUGGAUACCGAUUAUAGUUCUUAUUCAUUAGUUUACUCAUGUGUAAACUUGGAUGAAGAACAUCGUCGAGUAUGGAGUUGGAAAUUGGGUAGAGUAAAAGAAUUAACAGAGCCCGCUGAAUUAGCUAUAAACGAAACUAUAAGAAACAUUCAAGUCCUAGACGAUAGAUACUAUUUAAAGGAAGAUCAAAGUCCUGAGGGCUGUUUCUUCUACCCUGAUGCAAUCGAAGGUGUUCCUGUCAUCUUCCCCGGACAAUGUGACAAUAAUAUUUCUGUCAUUGCUAACUUCAAUAUAACUAGAUUCGAAGGACGAUGGCAUGAAAUCGAAUCAUACCCGGUUGGAGAGCAAAGACAUUGUUUGAGUCACACCGUUUCACCUGGAACCGUUAACACCUGGAAUGUAGUGUCUAACAGUGUUUCUAAUUUAUCUUUAAGCACUAGUGGUGCAGAUCUGUCAGUUUCAUCGACUGCUGAGCCUGGUCGACUAACAAUCACAUUUACUACGGCAUCUGGAGUUGUUACACAACCUUUAUGGAUUCUAGAUACAGAUUAUGACAACUAUGCUUUAGCUUACAGUUGUGUUGAUAAUGAUGACGAUACACGAAAUGUUUACAGUUGGAAACUAAGCAGAAGAAGAGAAUUGUCUUCAGAAUUUGGUGAUACUAUCAACAAUAUUAUCGAUACUGUAGACGUUCUUCGAGACGAUUACUACUGGCCUGUGAACCAAACAGACGACUCCUGCUUCUUCUUACCGGAUUUACAACCGGGAGAGCUAGCCAUAUUCCCUGGACAAUGUGACCUUAAUAUACCUGUAGUUGCAAACUUUGAUAUGAAUAGGUAUUUGGGCCGUUGGCGUCUCAUUUCUAGCUAUCCUACCUAUUUCCAAGAAGGCACCUGUAAUGAAGUCUACUACGGUCUGGAGGAAGGUUUCAUAACAGUAUACAAUUCCGAAGUUAUCGAUCAGACUCUGGCUUCUUUCAACGGGACCGCUCAAGUUAUUGAGAAUGGAAAAUUGCAAGUCCAUUUCCCUGCAGCUCCCGAACCUAUCGAAUUUUGGAUUUUGGACACCGAUUAUGAUACGUACUCGCUCGUUUACAGCUGUCUUAACAUCAACGAUGAGCAACGUCUAGUUUGGAGUUGGAAAAUGAGCCGCGGCCACUCUCUAAAUGAGACUGUUCUGCAAACUAUGGAUGAGAUUAUAGACGGCAUCAAUGUACUAAACGAUAUUUACUACUAUGAUAUCGCGCGCAGUGAGGACGACUGUUUUUACUUCCCUGAGCCCAAUGACGAACCUGUAGUCUUCAGAGGACAGUGUAAUGAGAGUAUUUCUGUAGUUCAGGAGUUCAACGUUACCGCUUACUCAGGGCAUUGGUAUGCAAUCGAGAGCUACCCUCAAGAAUUCCAAUUCGGUACCUGCCAACGUGCCCUCUAUACGGUCAAUGAUGAUGGCAGUGUGGAGGUUUACAACACACAAGUCUACCAGCAGAGGUUGGACGCUAUUAACGGAACUGCUGUCCUGGCCAGUAGUGAUGGCUCCGCCAAGUUGAAUGUCACCUUCUUGAUCGCUGAAGGAUUUGAAGUCACCAGCCCAUAUUGGGUUCUGGAUACAGAUUACGACAACUAUGCUCUUGUAUACUCGUGUGUCAACAUUGAUGAAGACUAUUACAGAGUCAGCAGCUGGAAACUGAGUAGAGAUUCAAGCAUUAACAGUAACAUCAAUGCCACUAUAAACUCAGUCAUGAGUGAUAUUAGAGUGUUAGAUCAGAGCUACUUCAUCACGUGGGGUCACAGCGAAGAAGAGUGCUUCUUCUAUCCACCACUGACAGAUGGAAGAGUUGUGUUAGAUGGUCAGUGUGAGGAUGACAUUGUUAAUGUUGUGGAGAACUUUAAUGCUACUGGGUUUGCCGGUGCAUGGUAUGAAAUUGAACGUUUCCCGUCAGAGCUACAAAGUGGUGAAUGUACUGCCAACAAUUUUGAGUUAACUUCAGCUAAUACGUUCACUUUGUCUAAAACUUUUACUUACAAUGAGAGGUUGGAAACAUUGACUGGAACUGCUAUAGUUGCUGAAGGUGGAAAUGGAGUAUUGUCUGUGAAUCUGAACAGUGAAGACGGAUCAUCUAUCAACUUGGAUCUGUAUGUUUUGGACACGGACUAUGACACCUACGCACUGCUCUACAGUUGCAGAAACUAUGAUGACAAUAGAAAGCAAGUUUUCAGCUGGAAACUCAGUAAAUACCAAGAGGGUCUUACAGACGAAGCGAAUGCCAACAUCGACCAAAUAGUCAAUAACACGACUGACCUAUUCGAGGAUUAUUAUGACGUCAUAGGUCAAAAUAACGAUGCUUGUUUCUAUUAUCCCGAGUUUGAUGAACUACCGCCGAUCAUUGAAUUACCAGGACCUUGUGAUGAAAGUAUAGUUGGUGUUCCUAAUUUUGAUAUGGAAAAUUAUAUAAGAUUAAGAUGGUUUGAGAUAUACCGUUACCCUCAAUCCGAUCAGAGCGGGUUAUGUAGCCGAGUGGAGUAUACCGUAAAUGGUGAUUCUAUAGGAAUCUUGAACACAGAAGUGGUCAACCUGACCUUGAUCUCCGAAGAAGGCACGAUGCAACUAGCUUCAAAUGAUGGCAGUGGCGUCAUUAAUGUCACCUAUGUUGUGAAUAACGAGAUAAAAGUGGACACACUCUAUGUACUCGCAACUGACUACGGCACCUACUCUUUAGUCUACAAUUGUGAAAAUUUGGACAACGGAAACAGAAUAGUUAGAAGUUGGAAGUUAAGCCGAGGUAGGACUCUUCUACCUGCAUCAGAAGAGGCGAUAGAUCGAGUUGUUGAAAACAUUCAAGGUCUAAAUAAUGACUACUACAUAGAGACUGACCAAUCUGAAGACGCUUGCUUUUAUGUACCCGAAGUAAAAGACGAAACUCCUCUAUUCAGACACCGAUGCGAAGAUAUAACUGGACAACAAGGAUUCGAUAUACAAAGGUUCCUGGGCUGGUGGCAUCAAAUCGAGGGUUAUCCGCAAGAUGAGCCCGCUGGCGACUGCGUCAGCUCCGACUACCAUAUCUUCGGCAACAACCAAAUCAGGGUCGUUGACACCGGCAUUUUCAACGUUACUGCUCAGCAAGACUCUGGUAUUGUACAGGCUGAUAGCAAUGGAAGAUUAAUACGAUACAUUAACGGAAUACAGGAUAUAUGGGUAUUGGCCACGGAUUACGAGACUUAUGCUAUAUUGUACUCCUGCAGUACUGGAUACGGAAAUAACAUGGAAUACAGUCGUGUAUGGAGCGCUAAAUACAGCAAGUCUCGCAUCACGGAGUUCCCCGAAGCAGCUCAAGCGGUUAUGGAUAACGUGAUUGCGGCGAACAAAUUCCUCUAUCCACAGUUUUACCUACCGGUCGACCAGUCUGACUCGGCCUGUUUCCACUACCCAGAGAAGACGAGAGGACAGGUCAUCUUGCCUGGCCAGUGUGAUGAGAAUAUUCCCGUUGAACAGAACUUCAAACCAGUUGAGUACACUGGCACUUGGUACGAAAUUGAACGCUACGUUGAACAAGACGAGAGGAGUCAAUGCGCCGGCACCAGAUAUACCCUGGACGGGGACUCCGAGGAGUUUACUGUGCUUAAUUGGGAUGUUAUUACUUAUACGCUGCAAACUAUUGAGGGCACAGCUGUUGUCAGCUCGGAUGACGGCAGUGGGAAACUUGUAGUGUCCAUGCCUAUUAACGGAACGGAAGUGAUGACCAACACAUCCUUAUACGUGCUAGCCACAGACUACGUGUCGUACUCGCUCGUGUACAGUUGCGAGAACGUAGACGACUACUACAGAGCUGUAACCGCUUGGAAGUUGAGUCGCACCAGGUCACUGCCGGCCGCCAGCGCAGCAGCCAUAGACUCCUACAUGGCUUCCAGGGAAGAACUCCACCAACCCUACUUCAUCCAAGUGGUGCAAAACGACACUUGCCAAGAGCCGAACUCGUCCGUAUUUAUUAGAAGCAGUAUUAUUGUCAUGCUCGCAUGUCUGGUUGUUAAGAUGUUCGUGUAAAGAUUAAAAAUUAAUAAUAUUUUAUUUUAGUUA
Messenger RNA from Amyelois transitella, 7184 nucleotides. RefSeq lists its product as uncharacterized. Lineage: Eukaryota; Metazoa; Arthropoda; Insecta; Lepidoptera; Pyralidae. Gene Ontology annotation, biological process: symbiont-mediated perturbation of host defenses. The transcript has 40 exons. Gene Ontology annotation, molecular function: pigment binding. The coding region runs from base 75 to 7151 and encodes 2358 amino acids. The record is from RefSeq and is a predicted model, not a curated record.